Messenger RNA from Rosa chinensis, 1386 nucleotides. RefSeq lists its product as uncharacterized. The record is from RefSeq and is a predicted model, not a curated record. The coding region runs from base 632 to 1180 and encodes 182 amino acids. The transcript is spliced from 2 exons. Lineage: Eukaryota; Viridiplantae; Streptophyta; Magnoliopsida; Rosales; Rosaceae. Gene Ontology annotation, molecular function: zinc ion binding; nucleic acid binding.
GACGAAGAACGCUCGAUCAUCAAACAAGACAAGGGUUCGAACACUUCCAGGACCGCAGAACCAUGGGAGAAUUCCAAUCACCCGCUCUUUCUCCAUCAUUCGGAUCAACCAGGGGCAGUUCUUGUCUCACAACCGUUGAUGGAAGAUAACUACACAACGUGGGCACAAUCAAUGAACAUGGCGCUCACCAUCAAGAACAAGAAAGGUUUCAUUGACGGAACCUUGAAAAGACUGGUGCACAACGCCGAUGAACAGAACCAAUGGGAUCGAUGUAACACUCUUGUCAAGACUUGGCUUCUGGCAGCCAUGUCAAAGGAGAAUCAAAGCAGUGUGGUUCACUGCAAGGAAGCUCAAGGUAUGUGGCUAGAAUUGCAAGAGAGAUUCUCUCAAACUAAUACAGUUUUGUUGUUCAAUAUAGAGAAUGCUAUACAUGGAUGUGAACAAGGAUCAAGCUCUGUCAAUUCCUUCUACAUGAAACUUAAAGGUCUAUGGGAUGAAAAGGAUGCCCUUUGUUCCUUUCCUCCUUGUUCCUGUGAGGCUGCAACAGAGGUCAAGACUUUCAUUGAAACCCAAAAGACCAUGAAGCUUAUGCAAUGGUACUUUUGCACAAACCCGCAGCACUAUCAUAGGAAUGGAUCCUCUCCCAAACCUCAACAAAGCUUAUGCAAUGGUGUUACAUCAAGAGAAGCAAGCUGAAACCAUCGCUAACAAGUCCACGAUUUCGUCAGAGUCCUCUGCCUUUGUGGUCAAGCGAGUGAACAAAGGCUACAGUCCUAAAGAAGGAGAGAACCGCACCUUCAAUCCUAGUACGGGACCGUCAAAAUUCUGUGAGAAGUGUGGAAUGAAUAAUCACACUGCGCAGUAUUGCAGGGCACAUCUGAAAUGCAUAUAUUGUGAGGGCAAAGGGCACACCUAUGCAUAUUGCCGCAAGAAGAAGAAUGAUAAUGCUCUGGCUGCGGGUGGACAAAUCCGGUCCAAGGCAAAUCAUGUCGAGACACAGAAGGAUGAUAAGGAAGCUGCCUCUGCCAACUUUCCAUUCACAAGAGAAGAGUGUCAACAUCUUCUCAACCAACUCAUAACUCAAACAAAACCUGCAUCUGCCAAUUUGGUUGGUAGCAUCCCAAACUAUGAGGAACUCUCAGGACCUACGAUCGGGGAGGAUGAUUGGGACGGGAACUGAGCAGGAGGGACUUUACCGCCUCAAUCUGGAACGGGAAGGAACAUGCAAUGUGGUUCAUGCGAGCUCGGACACCCUGUGGCAUCAACGGCUUGGCCACCCUUCGAAUAAAGUUUUUUCAUUAUUUCCUUUUCUUACAAAUAAAGCUUGUGAUUCAAACUCUUGUUCUAUUUGCCCUUUAGCCAAACUUACUCGGCAACCCUUUCCAU